This is a messenger RNA of Malus domestica (apple), 3656 nucleotides long. Lineage: Eukaryota; Viridiplantae; Streptophyta; Magnoliopsida; Rosales; Rosaceae. The record is from RefSeq and is a predicted model, not a curated record.
AUUUUCCAAGAGAAACAAUCCACAGUUCCUUUGGCCCAAAUCACUUAAAUACGAUGAGAUGAGCGGGUCACCCAGCAAUUUGUAUUCUUAUUGUCCCCCUUCUUGCAUGCUUUCCAACCGAGAAGAUCUCAACAACAUAUGAUUGCACAAGCAUGCAAACGCACCAUGUUCCUCACAAGCAUUCCAUCGUCUAAAACCCUCAUCACCCCAAAAACCCUAACCCUACCUCUCGCAUUCCUCUCCACAACCUCACCACCUUCCGAUCAACAACCACCGCAACACCUCCACCAAGACCAAGCAAUCAGCAUAGAAGACAACAGAUCAUACUUCACCAAAAAAAUCCACACCCUCUGCGCCACCCACCGCGAUGUCGACGAAGCCCUCCGCCUCCUCGACCGCCUCCGCCUUCAAGGCUACCGUCCCGACUCCCUCAACCUCAGCAGCAUCGUCCACGCUCUCUGCGACUCCAACCGCUUCGAUGAAGCCCACCACCGCUUUGGCCACUAUGUAGCUUCCGACUGCGCCCCCGACGAGCGCACUUGCAAUGUUAUUGUUGCCCGGUUGCUGGAUUCAAAAACCCCACAUGCCACAUUGCGUGUUCUGCGCUGUUUGACAAAUUUUAAGCCCGAUUUCGUGGCGUCUUUGGUUAAUUACAACCGUUUGAUCGACCAAUUUUGCUCGAUCUUACGACCCAGUGACGGUCAUAGAGUGUUGUUUGAUAUGAUUAGUAGAGGGCAUUGUCCGAAUGCUGUUUCUUACACUACAUUGAUCAAUGGGUAUUGUUUGAUUGGUGCGUUGGGUGAUGCCCAGAAGGUGUUCGAUGAAAUGAGUGAAAGGGGAGUGGCGCCAAAUUCCCUGACGCAUAGCGUGAUGAUUCGUGGUGUUCUUCGGCAGAGGGAUGUUGGGCGUGCAAAAGAAUUGAUGGGAAAGCUCUGGGAGAUCAUGAAAGGUGAAGAUGAUGAGACUGUAAAGAGUGCGGCUUUUGGGAAUCUCGUUGAUUCUAUGUGUAGAGAAGGGUUUUUUAAUGAAGUGUUUGACAUUGCGGAAGAUAUGCCACAGGGGAAGACUGUGACAGAGGAUUUUGCUUAUGGACAAAUGAUAGAUUCGCUUUGUAAAGCCAGAAGGCAUCAUGGGGCAUCCAGGAUUGUUUAUAUUAUGAGGAGUCAAGGGUUUGUUCCAAAGCUAACGUCAUAUAAUUCCAUUUUACAUGGACUGAGCAAGGAGGGAGAGGGAGGUUGCAUGAGGGCUUAUCAGUUGCUGGAGGAAGGAGUGAACUUUGGUUACUUUCCGUCGGAGUACACUUACAAGGUCCUAUUGGAAGGUCUGUGCCUAGAAUCGGACGUCAAGAAGGCAAGGGAGGUUCUUGAAUAUAUGCUAAAGAAGGAAGGAGUGGACAGAACUAGGAUUUAUAACAUAUAUUUGAGAGCGUUGUGUCUUGUGAAUAACAUGACUGAGCUUUUGAAUGGACUUGUUUCGAUGCUCCAGAGCCAGUGUCAGCCUGAUGUGAUCACCCUAAACACAGUUCUUAAUGGGUUCUGCAAGAUGGAAAGAAUCGAGGAAGCGCUAAAGGUACUUGAUGACAUGAUGAGUGGCAAGUUUUGUGCACCAGACGUGGUGACCUUCACAACGAUCAUCAGUGGUUUAAUAAAUGUGGGAAGAACUCAAGAAGCUCUUGUUAUGUUGCACCAUGUAAUGCCCGAGAAAGGUUUCAGAGCUAAUGUUGUGACGUACAAUGCUGUACUUCGUGGUUUAUUCAAGCAUAGGCAAGCAAGAGAAGCAAUGGAUUUGUUCAAUGGCAUGGCAAACGAUGGCGUGGCUGCUGACAGUACUACUUAUACUAUAAUAAUUGACGGGUUAUGCGAAUCAGAUCAAAUAGAAGAAGCUAAGAAGUUUUGGGAUGAGGUUAUUUGGCCAUCAAAGAUCCACGAUAAUUUUGUGUAUGCUGCCCUUAUCAAGGGGAUUUGUCGUUCUGGGAGGUUUGAAGAAGCGUGCCAUUUCCUUUAUGAACUAGUAGAUGCUGGGGUCUCUCCGAAUAUAUACAGUUAUAACAUUGUGAUCGACGCUGCUUGCAAAUCCGGAUUGAGGAAGGAAGCGUAUGAAGUUGUAAGAGAGAUGAAAAGAAACGGACUGGCUCCAGAUUCUGUAACAUGGAGGAUUCUUGACAAGUUGCAGGGUGGCAGAAAACAAUCUUGUGAUGAGGUUUCGAAUUUUCAAUCAAUAAAUGGGCCACAGGGGUAGAUGAGCAAGAAGGCGUGUAUUUGAGUGGAGCGAUUCGGAAACAAUAGAACCGUGAGAAAGAAGAGACAGUAGGAGCGUGUUGGCAUAAUGUGAAUUGGGAAGGUUAGACAAAUAGCUGAACUCCAAACAGAGUUGACAGAAGGAACGGAUGGUCGAUCACCCAAUGGUAAGGUAAAUUGGCGCAUACUUGUUCAUUGACAAAGUAUCUUAGUCUGAAGGAUUGACAUAAAAAUCAUGUUGCAAAAAACUCCGAAGUUUCCAAUUCGAUGAAGGAAUUUAACGUGGAGGUUGGUCUUCGUAAAGCACAUGUAUCAUGUAUGUAUACAAAUUAGAGCGAUGGAUACGAUUUCUGAUUGAUUGAAAGGUGUACAGAGAUUCAUACAAGAGUGUAAUCAAAUUACAAACUCUGAAUUCAUACAGGUAUCUCGCAGUCAGCAUGAUCAUGUUUUUGGAUUCUGCUCUUGUAAAUGAGGGUGCAAUCGUGUAUAUUUACGAGUACAGGAGCUCAAAACCGGGGAACCUAAGGCCGCCAUCGUUCGCUCCUCAUGAAAGUGCUCCAGGUUUGGCUUGAUUCUUCAACUUUAUUAAGCACCACCACUGCAAAAAUAGUCAUAUUGUAAGAAAAAAUGGCCAGACCAGGAGGAGGUAUGUUUCGCUUGAACCCGAAAAAGGAAAGAAAAAGAAAAUCUUGAGUCCCACUCCUCCCGUCUAUCUUCAAUACGUGCAGUGCAGUGCACUCCAAAACAACAGCCACUCCACUCAAAGCACCAACACUUUUCCUUUAAGGACCAACAUCUACUUUCGACAAAAAAAAAAGAAAAAAAAAAGAAGAAAUUGUAGCAAUGUCCUCAACUAAAAAUUUAUGACCAUCGAUUCCUUAACUCCUUAAAACGUGCAGCUAUGAUCAUUUUCUUCAAUUCCAUUUGUACUUCCACUAAAACGAGUCACGUGUCAGACACAUGAGACCGAAUCGAGAGGCAAAUAUGGAAAAUCAAAUGAGAAAAAUUGUAGCAAUGGUCUCUCAAAAUUGUAGUAAUAGUCAAUCAGCUUUAACCCAACUGGAGAAAUAGUCCACAACUUUAACCCAAUUGUAGCAACAGUCCCUCAACUCUAGUCUAAUUGCAGCAAUGGUCAUUCUAACAUAACUUAUUUUGACGGAGUUAAUGAAAAUGACAAUUGAUGGGUUAAGGGACUAAUGAUCAUGAAUUUUUUAAUUGAUAAACCAUUAUUCCAAUUGAAUUAAAAUUAAGCAAUUAUUGCUACAAUUAAAAAAAAUUAAAAAAAAAACUAACAAACAAACAAACAACAACAUUUACCGCUUUUCGUACCAAAUGAUUUCUCUAUCAACAUCAACAAUGUACAUUGGGGCCCAUUUCGAAGGCCGAAAGCUAUAAAAAAAGGACAAGGAUUGUCUGUUC